UAAAUUGUUUAAUCAAACGAUAUCAAAAACGCGCAACAGUCGGCUGCGGCAGGCGACAUUAAUCGUGACUUAAAUAUUAGAAUAAUUUUAUUUAAGUUCACGAGUCCGUAUUUUCAUUAACUACUUUAGUUUCACAUUGUUGUAAAGACAGUACAGUGCUGUGACAGAAGUAUUAAUUUAUUUUUUUGUUUACCGAAUCGAUUCAGAAAGUCAUAAUGGGUGAGCUUGGUACAAAACUGGGACUGGACGAGCUGACCGGAGGAGCCGCUACGAUCAGCAGAGCACUACUCGCUGAGUUUAUCGGUAACUUGCUCCUAAAUCUGUUCGGCUGUGGUGCAUGUGUGAAGAUUUCUCUGGAGUCCAACAGUGAAACGGACAUCUUGCUCAUCGCUUUGGCGUUUGGGCUAGCGGUAUUUGCUGCUGUCUCGGCAAUAGGUCAUAUUUCUGGCGGACACCUAAACCCGGCGGUGACAGCCGGCAUGCUGUGCACGGGCCGCAUCAAGCUAAUCCGUGCGGUGCUAUACGUCAUUGUGCAAUGCGCCGGGGCCGCGGCCGGUUCGGGACUGCUCAAGGCGCUGACGCCGGACCGCAUGGCCGGCAGUCUCGGCUGCACCGGCCUCGGCGUUGACGUUACAGAGCUCCAGGGCUUCGGGAUUGAAUUCUUCCUUGGAUUCUUGCUUGUCUUCAUCGUUUGUGGGGUGUGCGAUGCCAAUAAGCCGGACAGUAAAGCAACGGCCCCGCUCGCCAUCGGCCUCACCGUGACCCUGGGUCACUUGCUCGCCGUCGACUACACCGGCUCUGCCAUGAACCCCGCCCGCUCCUUUGGCUCGGCCCUCGUCGCUAGCAACUGGAGUCACCAUUGGAUAUACUGGGCUGGACCUAUUGCCGGCGGUAUUGCUGGUGCUCUGCUGUACGUCCACGGAUUUACCGCGCCACCCCAGGAGCCGCCCACCAGAUACAGAUCUGUUGCCGGUGACGAAAAGGAGCUGAAGCGACUUGAUGGUGGUAAACUGGACGACAUGGCCUGAAGUCGUGAGUCGGUGGGGCGGCCGUCGCUGCUGGUACCGGCAGGGGCGCGUCCGCAACCCGCCCGUCCUCUCUACCAGUACAGAACUAUCCUAUUAAACGAUACACAGUGCCUAUAAUAACCAUGUCGUAAAUCCACAAAAAAACUUUUAACCAUACCAGUACCGAUCGAAAACCAACCCUACGAGAAUGUGUUAAGAAAAGUUUUUCAAUAUUUUACGAAUUCGAAUUUCGUAGUGAAACAGAGUCAAAAUUUGGCCAUAUUUAAAAUGAAAUUGUCAUUUGUCAUUUAUUGUCACCAAGGGUUCCGUAAUUAUGUACAACACUAAGACAGGAUUUUUAUUUAUGUUUUCCUGUAAAGCAUCGCAUUGGCAUGGCAUGUCCUAUACUCAUUAUUCUUGUUAAAAUGUUUAUCUCAGAAUUAGAAAAGAGGUGAUGCUCAAUUUUGUUUUUUUUUUUUUUAUUUUAGUUCCGAAACACUGCGACAGACCGUGUUGAUAAAGGUAUUUUUGCCUUCACAUGUACGGAUCCCUAAGGUAUUGACUAUCAUAUUAAUUCCUCGCAAUUUGUCACAGUAAACAGAUUGUAAGGUCAGAAUAAAUAUAUCUAUACCACCAAUAUUAUUAGCUUUGUGUAUGUGAAUUUAUUUUUGGCUAAAGAAACGGUUAGACAAGUGAACGUCUUGUACAAAAGCGUCUUCGUUUAGGCCUCACGUGCCUCAGUAAAUCUCAAAAGUACAAUUAGUUAUUUCAAUCAAAAAGCAUUAUCAGCAAUUUGAGAUUAUCAGAUACGUAAUUAAAUUAUAUUUGUAUUUUAAUCGAAGUUAAUAUUUAAGGAAUAAAACAUUUUGAUAAAUCUUACUUACUCAUUUUUAUUAUUAUUAAUUAUUAUUAGUAAUACAUAAUUAAUUAUUUAUGUGGUAGUUGAUAAAUGUUACACGUUGCGUACAAACGAACACUAAGCUUAAUUUAUGACGGCGACACAAGGUCGAUGAACUUUUUGCGGGAAUAGUU
Molecule: messenger RNA, 2039 nt
Organism: Bombyx mandarina (wild silkworm)
Lineage: Eukaryota; Metazoa; Arthropoda; Insecta; Lepidoptera; Bombycidae
Gene: Prip
Product: aquaporin prip
Biological process (GO): transmembrane transport
Cellular component (GO): plasma membrane
Molecular function (GO): channel activity
Source: RefSeq, a predicted model, not a curated record